AUGGCUACAAAGAAAAGAUCGCUGCGCGUUCAGCAUCCCGCGGAAUACUAUCGGUCGAAGCGUACGCGGCUCGCCAAACAUGGCAUUGUACGAAAACGACAUGCCGACACAACUAAAGUCAAUAUGCAUGGCGUCAAGUCAAAAUGGACAAGGCACUGCGAUCACCUGUGUACCGACGCGGUUAAUCAUCUCGAAAAUGCCUCCAAAGAAGAUAUCAUGACUUUUUUGCAGUGGAUGCUGGACUCGUAUCGCAGAAUACGCAAAAGAAGCACAGUCCACGCGUACAAGAGGAUUCUUUUCCAGGUUUAUAGGAAGUCGGUUGGCAUCGAUUUCAAUAAAGAGGCCAAUGAAGAGAUUAAUGACUAUAUUAAUGGCUACCUCACGAUUCGCUAUAAUCUCGACACUUCGAUCAAUGAGAAGCCGGUUAUAGACGUCAAUGAUGUUUACUUAGUGCAAUAUCAUCACUGGGUUCAUGAUACUUCCGUGUUCCCUGACGAACGCCAAAGAAUACAACUUGCACUCCUGAUCCUUCUACAGGCAUAUACGGUAACACGUUCGAGGGCGGUGUCAGGCAAUGACGGAAAGGUCCGAACAUUCGACACUGAGGCGCUGCGUUAUCAUACCUACCUGUACUACCUGCAGAGGUUGGGGCUUGUCACAGGAUUCAUGCAAAUCUUAAAUCCAUAUUACAUUCGCCGAGGCUCUGGAGAAGGUAUUAAAGCCGUUGCCACGCAGGCUCAACUUCAGCAGGUUAUGUGUCAUAUAAACGCAGCCACUUACCAGGCGUACAUAAACCAGCGUGUCCAAUGUGACACUGUCGCGGCCUUCCUUGGGAGUCCCUUAAACAAGGCUUUGCUAAAAGCAGCCGGGUAUAUGAGCCGCUAUAUUAAUCCACGAGCCCCAACUAAUGCUAGCUAUCUGGAGCUUAAAAACAUUAAAACGGACCCAACGCUAGUUAAACUUAUCGAACUUCGGGAUACACUAAGCUAA
Metarhizium acridum CQMa 102 is the source of this 990-nucleotide messenger RNA. Lineage: Eukaryota; Fungi; Ascomycota; Sordariomycetes; Hypocreales; Clavicipitaceae. The record is from RefSeq and is a predicted model, not a curated record.